Messenger RNA from Punica granatum (pomegranate), 1501 nucleotides. The record is from RefSeq and is a predicted model, not a curated record. NCBI's taxonomy places the organism in Eukaryota, Viridiplantae, Streptophyta, Magnoliopsida, Myrtales, Lythraceae.
UGAAGAUGAUGAUGAGCGCACUCAGAAUUUCAUGAAUUACCAUACGCUUGCUAGCUAGAUUUGAUCAUCAAUUGGAAGGGACAACUCAUUGUCUACUGGUUCAAUGCCUAAUUUGGUUGCCAUGUUGGAAAUUCUGGUCGCAUUCUCCAUUUUGUGCGUGGCAGCAGUGAGAUCUUCAGAUCCUCAGCUUUUCAAUGUGCUCAGCUACGGAGCUAUAGGAGAUGGGGCUUUUGGAAAAGCAUGGGACGACUUAUGUGGAUCGACAUCAAACUACGUCGUUCUGCAAAUACCAAAUGGGAAGAGCUUUUUCCUUGAGCCCGUAAAUUUUAAGGGUCCAUGUAAACCAUCUCACCUUCAAGUACAGAUUGAUGGAAAUCUUACUGCCCCCACAAAACCUGGGGACGAUAAUGAAGGAAUUCAGAAUUGGAUCCAGUUUGUUAGCUUGGAAGGGCUCGUUGUGAAUGGAAGUGGCUCGAUUAAUGGUCAAGGGUUCGCAUGGCCGCCCCAUUGCAAAAGACCCACCGCAUUGGUAUUUCAUAACUGCAACAAUUUGCAAAUUUUGGGGUUGCAAUCCUUCAACAGCCCAAGAAACCAUAUAUCCAUAUCUAGUUGUAACUACGUAAGACUAUCCAAUGUCUACCUUUCUGCCCCUGAAACCAGUCCGAACACCGAUGGGAUAGACAUUUCUGAGUCGACCAAUAUUCGGAUCCAAGAAAGCGUUAUCAGCACUGGUGACGAUUGUGUUGCCAUCAAUAGUGGUUCAUCAAACAUCAACAUAAUAAGGAUAACAUGCGGUCCGGGUCAUGGUAUAAGCAUCGGAAGCUUAGGACACCAUGAAUCAUACGCCACAGUCGAGGACGUACAUGUCUCUAGCUGCACCUUUAUUGGAACUCAGAAUGGAGCCAGGAUCAAGACCUGGCAGGGUGGUUCUGGCUAUGCAAGGAACAUCACAUUUAAGGACAUAAUUCUUGAAUCAGUGAACCGUUCCAUCAUUAUCGACCAAUUUUACUGUCCCCACAAAACAUGUCCGUCCGAGAGGAUGGCAGUGAAGAUUAGCAGUGUCAGGUUCGCAGGAUUUUACGGAACGUCACUUGACAGAAGGGCCAUUAGUCUAAAUUGCAGCCAAACCAUCGGAUGCACCAACAUCAAUCUAGACAAUGUCAACAUAACUGCUGCAACUCCCAGUGAGAAGCCCUAUGCCUCCUGCAUCAAUGCUCAUGGAAUGGCUUACAAUACCAGUCCACCAGUCCCAUGUUUAAUCCACUGAAGUGAUCUGCAUCCCCCGGGCAUGCAUGCCAUGGCCGUCUAAUUGACUAUCCAUUAUUGAGUAAGAUGCCAUGAAAACUUGGUGAAAGUUAAUUAGUUUCAGUUUCAGCAGUAACAAUAAGUUAGCUGUGAUGAGUUCUCAAUGUAAUUCUUACUCCCUUGCUCGAUCAUUAUUACAGCUAUGGCUGCAUAGUAUCCAAUAUAAAUCUCAUUCACAAAAGAUCAAGUUCACUAG